Molecule: messenger RNA, 738 nt
Organism: Heterobasidion irregulare TC 32-1
Lineage: Eukaryota; Fungi; Basidiomycota; Agaricomycetes; Russulales; Bondarzewiaceae
Exons: 4
Coding region: 1-738 (245 amino acids)
Source: RefSeq, a predicted model, not a curated record
AUGCCUUUCCCGAUUGAUGAUACUCAAGAACACAAACACCCAUCACCAUCGGGGCUUGUUGCUCGAUUAACAGGCAUUGAAAUUGAAGGCACCUUUAAAGGAUCAGGACGCGGCGAUCACAUUGUGGUUGUAUUUAUUGACGACCAAGAGAAGUGGAAAUCGAAGAAAUGCUCUGGCGGUUCACGACUGCAUUGGCAGGAGGAUCAUCGCUUAUGGCUUCAUCCCUCGUCGAGUAUCAAAGUCGAAGUCUUCCGCAAAAGCAGGGUUCCCGGAAAGGUGCACCUGCUUGGACAUUCCUUGGGGAGCGUCGUCGAUUUUCUCGGAAGCGGUCAGUCAUAUAUAUCAUCUACCAUUGAAGUACAACCAAUGCUUCAAAUAGAUGCUGCUAUGGACUUGCUGGAUGAUACUGGUGUUGUCGUUGCCGGCGUCAAGCUCAAGAUUUUGCUCUCGCUCGUCUCUGACUCUGCACAGGAUACAAUGGGAAGGGUCGAUGCAGUUAUAUCUCAACUCGAUGAUAGUAUAUUGUCAAAGAUCUCCAAGAGCGUUGAUGCGUCCGCUACUGUCGCCACAGGUGCAUAUUCAUCCGCAGACGCGGCUAGCAGCUGCAUACCAUCUCUUGGACAGGUAUUCGAAGCGGUCGUCAAAAUUGCCCGCACAUUCAGUGACACUCAUCCGAUAUUGAAAGUCUCAUGCACAGUCCUCUUAUCGGUGUACGAGGUGUGUAGUCUGUUGUUGUAA